This is a messenger RNA of Nannospalax galili (Upper Galilee mountains blind mole rat), 2061 nucleotides long. RefSeq names its product potassium two pore domain channel subfamily K member 13 (gene Kcnk13). Gene Ontology annotation, cellular component: membrane. NCBI's taxonomy places the organism in Eukaryota, Metazoa, Chordata, Mammalia, Rodentia, Spalacidae. Gene Ontology annotation, biological process: potassium ion transmembrane transport; stabilization of membrane potential. The transcript has 2 exons. The record is from RefSeq and is a predicted model, not a curated record. Gene Ontology annotation, molecular function: potassium ion leak channel activity. The coding region runs from base 25 to 1242 and encodes 405 amino acids.
UGUCACGGCAGCCGUCCCCCGGCCAUGGCCGGCCGCUGUUGCAGCUGCGGCCCGGGCCACCUGAACGAGGACAACGCGCGCUUCCUGCUGCUCGCAGGGCUUAUCGUGCUCUACCUCCUGGGCGGCGCCGCUGUCUUCUCGGCGCUGGAGCUGGCGCACGAGCUGCAGGCCAAGCAGCGCUGGGAGGAGCGCCUGGCCAACUUCAGCCGCGGCCACAACCUCAGCCGCGAGGAGCUGCGCGGCUUCCUCCGCCACUACGAGGAAGCCACUAGGGCCGGCAUCCGCAUGGACAACGUGCGUCCGCGGUGGGACUUCACCGGCGCCUUCUACUUCGUGGGCACUGUGGUGUCCACCAUAGGGUUCGGGAUGACGACACCAGCCACAAUAGGAGGGAAAAUCUUUCUGAUCUUUUACGGCCUCAUCGGCUGUGCGAGCACCAUCCUAUUCUUCAACCUCUUCCUGGAGCGGCUGAUCACCGUCAUCGCCUAUGUCAUGAGAUCCUGUCACCAGCAGCAGCUGCGGAGACGUGGGGCAGUGGCCCAGGACGGCCUGAAGGCUCCAGGGAAAGGCGAGACUGACAACCUAGCUGGCUGGAAGCCCUCGGUGUACUACGUCAUGCUGAUCCUGUGCUUGGCCUCAGCACUCAUCUCCUGCGGGGCCUCUGCUCUGUACACUGCCAUGGAAGGCUGGAGCUACUUUGACUCACUCUACUUCUGCUUCGUGGCUUUCAGCACCAUUGGCUUUGGGGACCUGGUCAGCAGCCAGAAUGCUCAGUAUGAUAACCAAGGGAUCUACCGCUUUGCCAACUUUGUCUUCAUCCUCAUGGGUGUCUGCUGUAUCUACUCCUUGUUCAACGUCAUCUCCAUCUUGAUCAAACAGACUGUGAACUGGAUCCUGAGGAAACUGGAUGGUGGAUGCUUCCCACAAUGCCAAAGAAGACUCUUGCGGUCCAGGAGGAAUGUAGUGAUGCCUGGCAACAUCCGGAACAGGUGCAACAUCUCCAUAGAGACCGAUGGGGUGAUGGAGAGUGACACGGAUGGGCGACGUCUCUCAGGGGAGAUGAUCUCCAUGAAGGAUACCAACAAGGUCUCACUGGCCAUCCUGCAGAAGCAGCUGUCUGAGAUGGCCAAUGGUGGGCCCCACCAGCCCACUGCACUCUCAAGGGAUGAUGAAUUCUCAGGGGGUGUGGGAGCCUUUGCAAUAAUGAACAACAGGUUGGCAGAAACCAGUGGGGACAGGUAGGAGGAGCCAGGAGCUGCUGCUGUGCUUGGAGACCUGGGGCCCAUAGAGGAUGAGCACUGUCACUCUGGAGCUCAGCACUGCCACUCUGUGCUCCCAUCAGUGCCCGUUAGCGCCUCAUAUCUGGCUUUUGAAAUCUGACCUUGGCCCAAGGCAAUAGUUACCUCCCAAGGUUGGGGGACUGGAGGCUCUUUGCCUGUCUUUUAUUUUAUUCUUGAAGUCCAAAUUCCAUCUUUUCAGAAUGAAUCACAAAAGCAGCAUAAGGCACUAAAUUGUCAGCCCUCAUCUUCCUCCAAAGUUUUAACUUACUGGAGGAGAUAGGCUUCACUCCAGCUUUGAUCACCCCCUGACAUAUCUAUCACUUGGGAAGGAAAGGCCUGAAGAUGCUAUUUCUACCCUGGAACUGUGAAUGGAUGAAUUCAGCUCUUUACCCAGCCCUUCAAGAAAAGGGAAAGAACAUUGCAGAAUGUGCCUAGGCCUUCUUUUGGCUGGGCUUCCUUCCAGGCAUGUUGGUUCCACAGAUUGGGCAAACAUAACCUGCUCUUUAUACAUGAUUCUUAGAAUUUUUUUUCUGUUUUCCAUUUAUUUGUAAGACCAGAAUGUUUGGCUAAGACAUCUUUGGACUCUCGUGUAAUAAGAAAACUAAAUUCAACUUCUAGCCUUUAAACUGCAACAGGAUGUUGUGGGGUGGGUGUGGAUGGGGAGGGGAGAGACUCCCUUUUGUAACUAAAGACCAUAGCUUAACAUGUUCUCUCUGAAUGGUCAUGACUCUGUCAUUUUUACGAGGACUUUAAGCCCCUUGUAGAGUUGACUGCUAUUUAU